AUGAACGAAGAAUUGAGAAGGGAAAAUAUUCAAUGCUGGAUGAUCGAAAUUCAUCAAUUAUUAGGGCUGGAGAUCGAAGUUAGGAAAAACCACAAUACACCCCAUUAUUCUCACACAUCUUCAUUUCAUUCUCUCUUCCUCUCAAAAGGCCUAUUAUCCAAGCUAGACCAAAGCCAAUGGCUCCUCCAGUCACAUGUUCAAGUCUGCCAGGGCUCAACUUCGCUCCGCCUUAGGCACAAGAACAUUGCUACCCAACGAGCCGACGAGUCUGCCUACCUGAACCUUAAUGCACAGCUGAGGGAUUGCGGCUCUGCGCUGCAAAAUGAGGCGGUACUAGUAGUACUUUUCCCUUGUGCCUUGUCUUUUUGCCAUCUUCUCGACUUUCGAUCAUGCACGUCGAUGCUUGGAGGCAUUAUAUCAAUAUCACUCCUUGAUAAGCGAUACCUAGGUGACAAGUUACGAUUAUAG
Messenger RNA from Rasamsonia emersonii CBS 393.64, 468 nucleotides. RefSeq lists its product as uncharacterized. The record is from RefSeq and is a predicted model, not a curated record. NCBI's taxonomy places the organism in Eukaryota, Fungi, Ascomycota, Eurotiomycetes, Eurotiales, Trichocomaceae. Bases 1 to 468 code for a protein of 155 amino acids. The transcript has 3 exons.